AGUGUGGUGGUAAUUGAGUUUCAGUUCCCAUGGAGACUGUAAGCCGCAGUGACUCACGUGACAUGUGAUGUGGGUGGCUCACAUGACUGCUUACUAGAAAAAAUGGAGAGAAGGAGCCGGGGCUGAGAAGGAGGUAGCUGGGUUCUCACGUAGGACUGAUUUCCCCAAAAACUAUGGAUACAUCCAGGCUGACAUCUGAUCGGUACAAUGACUACAGCUCCACAGAGGCCAGUCCCAGCGAGGAAAGCCCUCCAGGAACCAUCAGCAACUAUGUUUCAGGUCCAAGGCGGUAUCAGAGGCUGGGUGAAGAUAGCAGUAGCACCACGUGGUAUCAGACAUUAAUCCAUUUGUUGAAAGGAAACAUUGGAACAGGGCUGCUGAGUCUUCCUCUGGCAGUGAAGAAUGCUGGGAUUGUGCUGGGCCCACUGAGUCUGGUCUUUAUGGGAAUCAUUGCUGUUCACUGCAUGGACCUGUUGGUAAAAUGUGCCCAUCACCUUUGCCAGAGGAACCAGAGACCCUUUGUGGACUAUGGCGAUGCACUGAUGUACAGUAUGCAGGGCAGUCCCAGCCAGUGGCUUCAAAGACAUUCUGUUUGGGGGAGACGAAUCGUUGGAUUCUUCUUGAUCCUCACGCAACUGGGAUUUUGUUGCGUCUACUUUGUAUUCCUAGCUGACAAUAUCAAACAGGUGGUAGAGGCAGCUAAUGGCACGACAAAUGACUGCAGCUCUAAUGAAACUCUUGUGCUGGUAGAGAGUAUGGAUUCCAGGUUGUAUAUUCUCUCAUUUCUGCCGUUUCUUAUCCUGCUGGUCUUCAUCACAAACCUGCGCUACCUGUCCAUCUUCUCAUUGCUGGCUAAUCUCUCCAUGUUGGGGAGUGUUAUUAUGAUCUACCAGUAUAUUGGCAGGGAUAUCCCGGACCCCACAAGUCUAUCUUUUGUGUCUAGUUGGAGGUCUUAUGCUCUCUUCUUUGGCACUGCAAUUUUUGCCUUUGAGGGCAUUGGAGUGGUCCUUCCACUGGAGAAUAAAAUGAAGAUCCCUCAUCAGUUCCCUGUAGUGCUGUAUGUUGGAAUGGGUAUUGUGACAAUCCUAUACAUUAGCAUGGGUACCCUGGGAUACUUACGUUUUGGUUCCAGCAUACAAGCCAGCAUCACGCUCAAUUUACCCAACUGCUGGUUUUACCAGUCAGUGAAAUUACUCUAUUCGUUUGGCAUUUUCAUCACCUUUGCCCUGCAGUUCUAUGUUGCUGCAGAGAUUAUAGUGCCAGCAGUGACCUUGCACGUACAUGAUCGCUGGGUGCGUUGUAUGGAUCUGACAGUGAGGGCAGCUUUGGUGUGCAUUACAUGUGUCCUUGCAAUCCUUAUUCCUCACCUGGGCCUUGUCAUAUCGCUGGUGGGAUCGGUUAGCAGCAGUGCCCUGGCCCUUAUUAUUCCUCCUUUGCUGGAAAUUCUGACAUAUUACACCGAAGGCUUGAGCCGCUGGGUUAUUAGCAAGGACAUUUUUAUCAGCCUUUUGGGCAUUCUAGGAUUUGUGUUGGGGACAUACGUUGCAUUGUGGGAACUAAUAGCUCCUGAAGUGUCGCCGACAUCGAAUGCAACUGCUCUGUAUAUUGUGCAGUGAGAGCUGGGCAAGCAGUGUCACCUUAUGGAAUUCCAAAAGCCAAUAAUUUCCUUGCUCUUUUCCUGAAAAGUCCCUUGUACUUGCUGGAGAGUGUAGCCAUGAAGGUUUCUCAGUGUGUCCUUGAGAUGCAGAAUUGUGUAUAGUGCACCUUAGUAUUCAGGGGAUGAAUGUGUUUCACAAGCUGACUGCCAAAUUAGUUGCAAAGAUGAUAUUACAGUCUAUACUAGGCCACUUGGCUUAAAGAGAUGUUAAGAGAAUAAUCUCUUUUAGAUUUUCUUUACAUUGGUUUACCUUUUGCACAUGUUGCUUAACUGGAUUAUCUAUUUUAGUCAUGGCAAGUGAAUUUCCCUUAAUGCACAGUGGUCAAUUGACUUCUUGUCCACUCAAAGCUACUGCAGUGUGAUUGUAAUUUUUCCUGCCCUGUAUGUUGGCAGCUACCCCCUUCUGAAAACGACCACUUCCAUGUUUCAUUUUUUGUUUUUACUUGAAAUCUAUAAGAAUAUGGUGCAAGUAAAAGUAAUGAGCUGCUUUUGUUAAGCAAGAGUGUUCUCUGUUGUCUGAUGUCAGGUGAAAAUAGAAACUAUUCAAAGACUAUUGUAGUGUUCAGACUGGCAUUUACAUAACAGGUAACAAUAUGUAGGUGUUUUGAUGCCAUCUUUUGAGCAAGAAAAAUAUAAACUGGGUAAAACAUUCCCCAUCAUUGCAUGUGCCAUAAGCCUUAAAGAGUAUGGAGGCAUAGCAUAUGGUGUGUAUAUAAAAUCUUCCACCAUUUAUACAUGCACAUGGAGGACAUCCAUAGAAAUAGUAUUUUGGAUAGGUGCCAGAUGCUUCAAGGCUGCUUCAGCUGUAUGAUUGCCAUACUGGUAAGUAACCUUACAAACAAUUCUUCUAGUAAUAAUAAUGCAGUAGAUCAGUGUUCUCUGCACCCAAUAAACAAUUGAGUGUAAGAUAACAAAUGGAGCAAAAAGUGUUCCAGGUCUACCUAUAACAGCCAAUCAGAUAGGCAGUAAUUUCUCCAGUUUGAAUAGUGAAGCAGACUUCUGAUUGAUUGCUGUUUUAUUACCUGACCUAAACCUGUCCAACCAUUACAUUUCCUAUCUUAGUACAUACUUUCUCUAUUGAAAUGCCAUUUCAAAUCCAUAAACCGCAGUUUGAGUAAUAUAAAACAAACAUGGAAGGAUGUGUUAAUUACCGUAUUUUUCGGACCAUAAGACGCACUUUUUUUCCCCCAGAAGUGGGGGGAAAAAGUCCCUGCGUCUUAUGGUCCAAAUAUAGCCUACAGAUAAAAAAAGGUUUUUUACUUGCCCGUGUGGUCUCUGUGCAGGGCCCUCCUCUAUAUACCGGCGCUUAGCUCUGGCGCUGUGUGCAUGCACAAUGACGCGCAUGCCCAUACGCAUUUAUUAGUGAAGUAAGUGUUUCAAGCUCAAAAGUCUCAAGCCUUAGUGUUUGAUCUCUACCAAUAAUUUUAGGACCCCGUGCCCUUACAGCUCUUCAAAAACCAGUUGGUUAGAUGGGUUAUUACCACAACCUCACACUUUAUAGCACAUUUAUGAAUUUAUUGUAACCCUUACAAUGAUUUUUAGUAGGAUUUGGUUCCUUAGUAUUGACUGUAUUUCUGAUUUUACAUCGAUUUAUAAAUGAUCUGCAACAUGUGCACCUUUUGUGUUUUGAGCCUUCAGGCUGGAGGAAAAAGGGAAUUUGAUAGAAAAACAUUACCAAUUAAUUGUUUAGCUGGAAAAUGUGGGGUUCUGGUGAGUAGCUAUUUGGCAUGACCUUGGACACAAUUCUUUUUUCUCUUCUACUUUAGAACAAUGCCUGGUACCUCAAAGUUAGCAAGUUAUUAACCAUUGGGAUAACUUUACUGGUCCCCCGUGGGUGUUGGGUAUAAUUUUAUUUCAUAACAAUAUUGUUUUGUCUUUCUUAUACAAUUUUGUUUUUCUAAACUUUGAAGAUUUCUUUAUGGGAGAGGUGCAAGUUGUGAAACACCAGGGGUGGGGUUUAAAUUUAUUGCUUACAUUUAUUGUAGGCAGUUAGAGACAGACUAACAUUUUUUCAAUAUAGUGUGAGGAAGAUUGGCAACAAAACUUUAUUUUAAAAUACCUUUCUGCAUUAAAAAGGUGGUAAGUUUUAUAGUCAUCAUAUUUUAAAAAGUCUACAUUUAUUCUAUUCUAACAAACAAAUGAACACAAAAGCAUUAUCAGUAAGUUACUACUGUAUGUAUUAAGUACAAAAUACCUCAUUACUGGUUUAUGGCAGUACGCCACUAACAGAUGUGUUAUGGGGAGUUUGUAAUUCUUCUCAUGGGUGGGCGGGUUUUGUUUUGUUUUGUUUUUUUUUUCCCAGAAUUUCCGAAUUAAAAGAAAAAAAUCUAAAUUUCAUUUUUUAAGAUGGAUUUGUAGAAAAAAAGUUAUGGAUUUCCUGAUAUAAAACUUUUUUUAACAGUAAUGCACCAAACCCAUACCUUUUUAAAAUUGGCUAAAUAUUGAGUGUCUCCUUUAAAGUCACAAUAUAGAUUUUUAUUGUGUCCUGAGUCAGAUCAGACCAAAUGCCAUAUUUAAUUCUCUAUUUAGUGCAUUCUGAACCUGCUGCCAAAUAAAAGCAUGACAUGCAUUCCUUUACUUCCAACCCCUGCCAUAUUCUUCCCUUAACCCACCCUGGCAUAGUGUUAUCACCAUUGCUCUUUGAGAUCAGCUUUAUUGUUUUUUCCCUAAAUCCUAAUAGCUGCUCAGGCUCUUUUUAUAACAGUUGUAGAACUCAAGUUUACACAAAAGGUGUUGCCAUUUGGUUUACAAUUUGUGAUUUGUAUUUCUUUAUGUUAUAAUGUACUGUACCUGAUUAGCAAUGAGGCAUCCUGUACAGCAUCUGGAAUGUACAAAUAAAUGUAAAUGUUCCAAUA
Xenopus tropicalis (tropical clawed frog) is the source of this 4512-nucleotide messenger RNA. RefSeq names its product solute carrier family 36 (proton/amino acid symporter), member 1 (gene slc36a1). The record is from RefSeq and is a predicted model, not a curated record. The coding region runs from base 174 to 1616 and encodes 480 amino acids. The transcript has 11 exons. Lineage: Eukaryota; Metazoa; Chordata; Amphibia; Anura; Pipidae. Gene Ontology annotation, cellular component: membrane.